Messenger RNA from Annulohypoxylon truncatum, 1893 nucleotides. RefSeq lists its product as uncharacterized. Lineage: Eukaryota; Fungi; Ascomycota; Sordariomycetes; Xylariales; Hypoxylaceae. Gene Ontology annotation, biological process: peptidyl-lysine dimethylation. The coding region runs from base 578 to 1495 and encodes 305 amino acids. Gene Ontology annotation, molecular function: protein-lysine N-methyltransferase activity. The transcript has a single exon. The record is from RefSeq and is a predicted model, not a curated record.
AGUUUCCUUUUGCUUUUUUUCCCCAUUCCCUGAUUUUUUUCCCCUUCUAUUUUAAAGUUGCGGGGAGUGGUCAUGGCGUUGCCUCCCGGCUCUCACUCCCUCGCCUCUUUCCGCAUUGCGAAGUAUUAUGAACGGAUUAUUUUCCGUUUUCCAAUGCCCCCCCGGAUCUUAUCAUCAAUAGUACAUCCACACUAUUAUAUAUGUAGGUACUUAUAUCCUAGCGCUACGCGUUAGGAUGCCUCAGGUACCUAGGGUAGGUACCUAGAUUAUCGUACCAGGAUGCCUGACCCAACUCCACCCGGCCGAGAAAGAUACUGUACCUAUUGAACUAUUUCCGCGUUUGCAGCCCAAACCCAAACCCUACCAUGUAUCUAGACACUAUCCCGUAUAGGGUUCGUGUGAGUCCACGCCACCCCGGUGCCGACACGAGGAAAGCGAAACCGAGAAUCCUUGCUUUUGAGCCUCAAAAAAUCUCAUCCUUGCGCUCUCCCCUCCCUCGGACCCCUCUUCCCAAACUCGCUAAGGCGGUAGGAAUAGGGAGAUAGGCAAGAUUUACCUACCUAGGUACCCAGGGCAAAUGGCGCUCACAAGCCGCAUCUCCUUGCAAGGCCCUCCCACCUCGGAGCCAGAGGACUUCCUGAGCUCCUCGCUGGGCGUCAUCUUCCCGGACGACGUGACGAACCAGCACGGGGACGCAGACCAUUCGCUCGCAUACGCCUCCCCGCACCUGCCCCGGCCCCUGCAUAUCGCCCUCGCGGACCCGGACCAGGAGAGCGACCGCAAGCUAUUCUCCCACUACCUGUGGAACGCGAGCCUGCUGCUCGCCGAGUUCGUCGAGGCCGGCACCAUAGGUCUGCCCCUCGCCGUCGGCAGGGGCGAGCUCCAGGCCUCCGACUUCGAUGUCUCGGGGCUCACGUGUCUGGAACUAGGUGCUGGCACCGCGCUCCCGAGCCUCAUGGCCGCGCUGCUAGGCGCGGCCGACGUCGUCAUCACGGACUACCCUUCCGAAACCGUGCUGACCACCCUGCGCAAGAACGUCACGGCGAACGCCAAGCCGGAGAACUCGCCCCGGCAAACCGUCACCCCUAUCGCAGUCGACGGGCACUCGUGGGGGGAGCUAGACACGCCCUUUACGACGGCGCACCGGGGCCGCUUCGACCGCGUCUUCGUGUGCGAUUGUCUCUGGAUGCCGUGGCAGCACGCGAACCUGCACCGGUCCAUAUCCUGGUUCCUCAAAUCAUCCUCCCCCUCCUCCAACUCCGCGCAGGCCUGGGUCGUCGCGGGGUUCCACACCGGCCGCGCCAAGAUGCGCGGGUUCUUCGAGCCUACAGCGCUCGCCGAGGCCGGUCUCGAGGUCGAGAGGCUCUGGGAGCGCGACUGCGACGGGGUUGAGCGCGAGUGGGUCUGGGACCGCGGGCAGGAGGACGUCAGCGAGCGGAAGCGCUGGCUGGUUGUCGGCGUGCUGAGGCGGAGGGCCGAGGGGGUCGAGGGGUGAGUGGUGAGGGUAUAGGUCGAUGACAUUACGACGGCCUGGAAUAGGCUGUGCUGCGCUCUAAACACUGAACGAUAUCCAUUUCUUCCGGCUUUCGUCUCCUUGAAGAGGGGUAGAGUGAAUUACUUCUCGCUCGAUUGGCGCCUAAGUCGUAAUAGGGUGCUCCUAGGUCGGAUCUAAGUUGUAAUGCAUUGAGACAUGAGGUAUUGACAAGUUGCUUGGCUAUAUAAACACUACAAUAUCUAGUACGAACACCUAAGGACGCUGCUGGAGGAAUCAUCGAGGUAGGCAUAGGCCUUUGGGAGCACACUCUUACACCUAGCAUAUUACGGUGAUAUCUACUGUUAAAAAGGGGCUGUGCGACUCAUAUUCAACAAUACCGCACUCAAACACAAACAAAC